This is a messenger RNA of Phyllopteryx taeniolatus (common seadragon), 6731 nucleotides long. It is a transcript of the gene slc27a6, whose product is annotated as solute carrier family 27 member 6. Bases 25 to 1950 code for a protein of 641 amino acids. Gene Ontology annotation, molecular function: long-chain fatty acid transmembrane transporter activity; long-chain fatty acid-CoA ligase activity. NCBI's taxonomy places the organism in Eukaryota, Metazoa, Chordata, Actinopteri, Syngnathiformes, Syngnathidae. The transcript has 10 exons. The record is from RefSeq and is a predicted model, not a curated record.
CUGUGGCUGUUGAUCACGCCGAGCAUGGAGGCUGGUGCGCGCCAGUCGACAGCGCAGCUCAGCGCGUCCACGGCAGACGCAAUCAUGUGCUGGGGCUGGAUCUCGGCUGUGGUCGCGGGGGUUCUUUCAGCUCAUGUUUUGCAGAGACUUUGUUUUCCGCACUUUUGGAAAGACUUCUCCUUUCUGUUCAGUUUGAGCCGAUACGGUCUUAAACUGGAGCUGUUCCGGCUGACUUGUAGAGUGCGCACAGUCCUGGACAGGUUCACGCAACAGGCGCAACGCAUCCCGGACAAGCCUUUUGUGAUCUACGAAGGGAGCGUCCACACCUACAAGGACGUCGAGCAGCGCAGCAACAGACUGGCAAAUGUUUUCCUGCACAAACUCGAUGUGAGCGCAGGCGACUGCGUUGCCUUGCUCAUGAACAACGAGCCCGACUUCCUCUGCGUUUGGUUCGGCCUGGCGAAGCUCGGCUGCCCUGUCGCUUUUCUCAAUACGAACAUUAAAUCCAGGGCGCUGCUGCACUGCUUCAGCUGCUGCGGAGCCAAAGCUGUGGUAGUGGGCGCAGAUUUAGUAGAGUGUCUUCGUGGCAUCUUAAGCAAGCUACUGGAGGACAACAUUCAGGUGUUGGCAAUGACGAGCCAUUGUGGGGACACAAAGGUGGAAUCUCUGCUGGAUCACAUCGAUGCCGCCUCUGACAAACCUUUACCGGCAAUUUUGCGUGCGGCCACCUCUCUCAAAUCCCCUACCCUCUACAUCUUCACCUCUGGAACCACUGGGCUUCCUAAGGCAGCAGUGAUCACUCACCUCCAAAGCUUGAAGGGAGCAGGAGGAUUCUGGGCAUUUGGGGUGACUGAAAAUGACGUGAUCUAUAUCCCUUUGCCGCUUUACCACAGUGCAGCGUCACUGAUCGGUAUAGGGGGAACCAUUGAGCUUGGUGCCACAUGUCUUCUAAAGAAGAAGUUCUCAGCCUCACAAUUCUGGAGUGACUGUCGAGAACAUAAAGUGACAGUUUUCCAGUACAUUGGUGAACUGUGCAGAUACCUCUGCAACCAGCCAAAGACAGAGAUGGACAAGGUUCACGUAGUGCGGAUGGGAGUCGGGAACGGGCUGCGUCAGGAUAUCUGGCAGGAGUUCCAGCAACGCUAUGGAAACAUAAAAAUGUGUGAGGUAUACGGCUCCACUGAGGGAAACCUGUGUUUCAUGAAUCACAUUGGCAAGAUUGGCACAGUGGGGCGUUCCAACUUCUUCUACAGGCUCAUGUUCAAGUAUGAUCUGGUAAAGUAUGACAUGAUGGAAGACAAGCCAAUGAAAGAUCGGUAUGGUUUCUGUCAGCGAGUGAAAAAGGGCGAGACGGGGCUUUUACUAUCGAAAGUAAGCGCCCUGACCCCUUUCUUUGGGUACGCUGGAAGCAAGCAGCUGACUGAAAAGAAGCUGAUAAGGAAUGUGUUUGUCAAGGGAGAUACCUACUUUAACACUGGUGACCUGAUGGCUGAAGACCACGAAGGCUUCAUCUCUUUCAAAGACAGAGUGGGAGACACAUUCAGAUGGAAAGGUGAAAAUGUAGCAACAACAGAGGUGGCAGAAACCCUUGGGUCAGUUGAUUUUAUCCAAGAAGUCAAUGUGUAUGGAGUGGAAAUACCAGGGCAUGAGGGAAGAGCUGCAAUGGCUUCCAUUAUCUUAAGACCAGGGUUCAUGUUUGAUGGGAACAAAUUCUUUGAACACGUGGUGAUGGAGCUACCCACGUAUGCUCGACCUCUCUUCAUAAGGCUUCAGGUAGUAAUGGAAAUGACCAGCACCUUUAAACAGCAGAAGUUCCAGCUGGUCCAGAGUGGAUUUAAUCCCUCAACAAUAUCAGAUCCUCUUUAUGUGUUGGAUUAUCACCAGAACACCUAUAUCCCUUUAACAAAAAAUGUCUACCAGAGUAUCCUCUGUGGAGAACGCAAACUAUAGGACUGUGAAUACGAGCGAGCGUAAAGGUAGCGAUCCAAGCACAGUAUGAUUUUAUGAUUGAGCCUUGCUUCUUGCAGUUGUUCAUAUUUCAAGAUCGAUAGAAAUUCCAAGAUACAGGAGCCUAUAUUACAGAAAGAAUUAAAAAAAAAAAAAAAAAGUUUACAAGUCAGAAAAUAAAAAUGCUAAAAGUUGUUAAACAUUGAUAUUAAAGUACAGAGAAAUGUUUUAUUAAAGUGUAGGUAGUAUUUAAGUUGCAAACAUUUUUAAAAAUCAAUCAGUACAAAUUCAGAGUCACACCUGGUUUACAUUGAGCUUAAUAUGAAUUAAUCCGGUUAGAAGCCCAAACCGAAUAAAUGCUCUGUAUAAACACCUCAAUCAUAAUAAACAGGCCGAAACCAAAUGGAGUUUAAUUUGGUUUCACAGGAUAGAAUAUUCCUUUCCCCAAACCAAUCAAAGUAUUUUUUCGUCAUGGAAACAGUCAAUCUGAAUGUUGUCAGGUUGUGUUCUGUCUGCGCAUGCUCUGUCUUGAACAGUGAUGUCGUCGUUUACCCACUCAGCGCACGCCUCAGAAUGCUUGUGCACGCCGGAGCCUGGAGGAGGCCUUGGGAAAAAAAAUUGGAAAAGAAACACAAUCCAGGAAGGAAUCGGCACGUCUCGCUCCCCUGGCCAUCUCGGGCCGGCCGCGAAUGCGCUGACUGCCUGCUUUAAUUGGCCCGAAGGAGGACUUAGGAAAAAAUAAAAGUUAAGGGGGGAAAAAAAUCCAGGAAGGGACUGGUGUGUCGCGCUUGCCUGGCCACCUUAGAGUGCACCUCCAUUGGCCGUGAGUGCUCCGACGACCUGAUGUUUACAUAAUUCUGCUCAUGUCACACGUCUGUAAAAUGUCAAUUCUGAUUAAAUACACAUGUAAACACCAGAUUGGAAUAGAUCACGUUAGGGGUGCGCUAUAAACGGUAUACUCGAUAGACGGUACAAAUUUGGCCAAAGGUAGAGAUUUGGACUUUAUCCACCAAUCGUUAUAAUGACGUCAUGGCAUCUGUCUCAGUAUAAAAAUGGCUCAAGCACGUCUGAUCACUUAGCUCCAAGCACUGUUUUUUUUUUGGUUUUUUUCAAAGCUGUGACCCCUAUGAUGAAAACUAUUAAUGGAUCUAGGUUUCCCUUGCCCGGUAACGUGGGUCCCCCUUCCCAUGGGCUCACCACCAGUGGGAGGGCCAUAGGGGUAGGGUGCAGUGCGAGCUGGGCGGUGGCCGAAGGCAGGGACCUUGGCGAUCCGAUCCCCGGCUUUGAGGGGGUGCUGGUGAGCGCUCCAGCUGGGAACUCCAUCGUUCUGCUGAGGGACUUCAAUACUCACGUGGGCAAUGACAGUGAGACCUGGAAUGGCGUGAUUGGGAGCAACGGCCCCCCCAAUCAGAACCCGAGCAGUGUUCUGUUAUUGGACUUCUGUGCUCACCAUGGAUUGUCCAUAACGAACACUAUGUUCAAGCAUAAGGGUGUCCACACGUGCAUUUGGCACCAGGACACCCUUGGUCGCAGUUUGGUGAUUGAGUUUGUGGUCGCGUCAUCGGACUUGCGGCCGCAUGUCUUGGACAUUCGGGUGAAGAGAGGGGCGGAGCUGUCAACUGAUCACCACCAGGUGGCGAGUUGGCUCCAAUGGUGGGGGAAGAUGCCGGUCCGACGUGGCAGACCCAAACGUAUUGUGAGGGUGUGCUGGGAACGUCUGGCAGAAUCCCCUGUCAGAAGGAGUUUCAACUCCCACCUCUGACAGAACUUUGCUCAUGUUCCGGGGGUGGCGGGUGACAUCGAGUCCGAGUGGACCAUGUUUUGCGCCUCCAUUGCUGCGGCGGACGACCGGAGCUGUGGCCGUAAGGUGGUCGGUGCCUGUCAUGGCGGCAAUCCCCGAACCCCUUGGUGGACACCAAUGGUGAGGGAUGCCGUCAAGCUGAAGAAGGAGUCCUAUCGGGCCUAUUUGGCCUGUGGGACUCCUGAGGCACCUGGUACCGGCUGGCCAAACGGAAUGCAGCUUUGCUGGUCGCUGAAGCAACAACUCAGGCAUGGGAGGAGUUCGUUGAGGCCAUGGAGAAAGAGUUCCAGACGGCUUCGAAGAAAUCCACCAUCCGACGUCUCAGGAGGGGGAAGCAGUGCACCAUCAACACUGUGUUUAGUGGGGAUGGGGCACUGCUGACCUCAACUCGGAACGUUCUGAAUCGGUGGGGAGAAUACUUCGAAGACCUCCUCAAUUCCACCGACACGGCUUCCCAUGAGGAAGCAGAGUCUGGCCCCGGGGUGGAUGAGAUUCGCCCACAGUUCCUAAAGGCUCUGGAUGUUGUAGGGCUGUCCUGGUUAACACGCCUCUGCAACAUCACGUGAACAUCAGGGACAGUGGCUCUGGAUUGGCAGACUGGGGUGGUGUUCCCCCUUUUUAAGAAGGGGGACCGGAGGGUGUGUUCCAACUACAGGGGGAUCACACUCCUCAGUCUACCUGGUAAGGACUAUUCAGGGGUGCUGGAGAGGAGGGCCCGUCGGGAAGUCGAAACUCAGAUUCAGUAGGAGCAGUGUGGUUUUCGUCCUGGCCGUAGAACAGUGGACCAGCUCUACACCCGCAGCAGGGUCCUCGAGGGUGCAUGGGAGUUCGCCCAACCAGUCUACAUGUGUUUUGUGGACUACGAGAAGGCGUUCGACCGUGUCCCUUGGGGGAUCCUGUGGGGGGUGCUUCGGGAGUAUGGGGUACCGAACCCCCUGACAUGGGCUGUUCGGUCCCUGUACGACCGGAAUCAGAGUUUGGUCCGCAUAUCCGGCAGUAAGUCGGACUCGUUUCCGGUGAGGGUUGGACUCCGCCAAGGCUGCCCUUUGUCACUGAUUCUGUUCAGAACUUUUAUGGACAGAAUAUCAAGGCGCAGCCGAGGCGUAGAGGGGGCCCUGUUUGGUGGCCUCAGUAUUGCAUCUCUGCUUUUUGCAGAUGAUGUGGUUCUGUUGGCUUCAUCAAGCCGUGAUCUCCAACUCUCACUGGAGUGUGAAGCGGCUGGGAUGAGAAUCAGCACCUCCAAAUCUGAGACCAUGGUCCUCAGUCGGAAAAGGGUGGCAUGUCCUCUGUAGGUCGGGGAUGAGAUCCUGCCCCAUGUGGAGGAGUUCAAGUAUCUUGGGGUCUUGUUCACGAGUGAGGGAAGAAUGGAACGGGAGAUCGACAGGCGGAUCGGUGCAGCGUCUGCAGUGGUGCGGACUUUGUAUCGAUCCAUUGUGGUAAAGAAGGAGCUAAGCCCUCGAUUUAGCAGUCGAUCUACGUUCCUACCCUCACCUAUGGUCACGAGGUGUGGGUCGUGACCGAAAGAACAAGAUCCCGGAUACAAGCGGCCGAAAUGAGUUUCCUCCGCAGGGUGACCGGGCUGUCCCUUAGAGAUAGGGUGAGAACCUCUGUCAUUUGGGAGGGGCUCCUCCACAUCGAGGAGCCAGAUGAGGUGACUGGGGCAUCUGAUUCGGAUGCCUCCCGGACGCCUCCCUGGUGAGGUGUUUAGGGCACGUCCCACCGGGAAGAGACCCCGGGGACGACACAGGACAUGCUGGAGAGACUACGUCCUUCGGCUGGCCUGGGAACGCCUCGGGAUCCCCUGGAAGAGCUGGAUGAAGUGGCUAGGGAGAGGGAAGUCUGGGCCUUGCUGCUAAAGCUACUGCCCCCGCGACCCUACCUCGGAUAAGCGGGAGAAAAUUGACGGAUGGAUGGAUGGAUGGAUUAAACAGCUCCAAGCUGGUUAAGAAAAGAAUGGAAUGUGGGACUGGAAAAGUCUGCUGAGGGUCUGGGAGUUUGCCCUAAGCCUCACCUCCAUGGCAGAUAACAAGCAACACUUCUGAAAAAUAUUGCUCUCACUAAAGUUGGAUUAGGAGUAAUUACCGUCAAAGCCAUGCUAUCCUCUAAACUAUCGAGUAAUCGCAAAAAAACUAACUCGGUGCUUGACAGAAUUGUGGCUAUAACCCCAUCACAGUGGAGAGUAACUAACUAUGGACUAGGUAGCAAAGCGCACAUGUUCGAAAUCAGGAAAUGGAUCAGUAAGUUACAGCACACGUCAGCUCGGAGGAUGACCCUAUAAGGUCAAAUGUAUGUUAUCAAUAUGAUAUCAUAAAAUAUUAUUAUAUCAGCAAAGUUAAUUGUGUUUGUUUGCACUACACCCUGCUGAAUUUUAAUUUUGAGAUCUGCGCAAUGAAUUAAAAUUACAUAAAAAUGUGUUUGUUUUUGUUGUUGGUAUUUUUUUUCAAUUUAGCUUUGUAAAAUUAUUGUACAACCCAUUCAGAAAUACUCCCAUUAUCAUUUGUACACUUUUUAUAUCAGCAUAUACAGUGUUCCCUCGCCACUUCACGUUUUGCGGCUUCAAUGCUUCGUGGGUUUUUCCAAAAUAUUCAUAAAAAAAUAAAUAAAAAUACAGCCAUAGAGGGCAGAAGUUAUGCAUCUGUGGCACGCCAUUUUGGCGUGAAUGAAUCUACAGUGCGGUACAUCAAGAAAGAGGAAGCAAACAUCCGCAAAACUGCUUCAAUAACCUUCAAUGAGGAAGCGAAACGUGUGGUAACGCCGCGUAAUAAGAGAAUUGUGAAAAUGGAAGCUGCAUUAGCAUUGUGGAUUGCUGAUUGCAGGGAAAAGAUGAAAAAUAUUAUCAGGACAAAGGCCAAAGCUCUCUACAACCAAAUCUUGCCCGAUGACGACAAUGAAGAGGCUUAAGAAGGUGCUGAUGAAUGUUAAUUACUGUAUAAUAAAUGUUAAUUACUGUACAAGGUUUUAUAAUUAAAGAUUUAAGUAAAUA